AGUGCCACAGGAUGGGAAUCCGCGGGUGCUCCCCAAGUCACCUAAUCUCUCUCCUCCUCUUCCUGUUCCCUUCAGAGAUAGCCUGCCGCCCCUCAGGGAAGAGACCCUGCAAGAUGCAAGCCUUCAGAAUCUGGGAUAUUAACCAGAAGACCUUCUACCUGAGGAAUAACCAGCUAGUUGCCGGAUACUUGCAAGGACCAAAUACUAAAUUAGAAGAGAAGAUAGACAUGGUGACUGUCGAGCCCCAUACUGUGUUCCUGGGGAUCCAUGGUGGGAAGCUGUGCCUGGCCUGUGCCAAGGUUGGCGAUGAGAUCCGGCUCCAGUUGGAGGAGGUCAACAUCACUGACCUGGCCAAGACAAGGGAGCAGGACAAGCGCUUCACCUUCAUUCGCUCAGUCAGCGGCCCCACCACCAGCUUUGAGUCUGCCGCCUGCCCCGGCUGGUUCCUCUGCACAGCGCUGGAGGCAGACCAGCCUGUCGGCCUCACCAACACACCUAAGGAAGCUAUAAAAGUCACCAAGUUCUACUUCCAGCAGGACUAGUGGUGCCGCCACACUGCCACCCUGCUGCCACCACAUCCAGGACUCCAGACGCCUCUUCGCCCUUGCCCAUGUUCCCGGCUGUCGUGGGGCUCUGAGGAGCAGCCUUGGCAGGUGGACCCUCAAAGGAACGACAGGAACCCUGGGAUCAGGACUCUGUCUCCAGCCCCCUCCGCUAAUGCAACUUCAUGCUGCCUCCACAGUGGUCUUUCCAAAAUGCAACUUGAAUCUUGAAUCACAACACAACUCAAAGCCCUUCCUUCAGUGUCAUCUGUGCCUUCCCAAUAACAGCUGGGCCACCUGGUCAGCCUGUCACCUCUGCUCUCCUCUCCCAGCUCCCCCUUCUGCCCCCUUGUCCAUGCCCCAGGUCCCUGAAGCCACUCACUCACCUCCCUCCAAGCGGCUCCUAAGCCUUGUUUUGCAAACCUUGGGACAGCAGCACUUUUAGGGUCCGUGGCAAAAUGAAAAAAAAAGGAUUUCAUGAUAUUUUUUAAAAGCCCACUAUAUCCAAUUUUAAACAGUG
Molecule: messenger RNA, 1062 nt
Organism: Pteronotus mesoamericanus
Lineage: Eukaryota; Metazoa; Chordata; Mammalia; Chiroptera; Mormoopidae
Gene: IL1RN
Product: interleukin 1 receptor antagonist
Exons: 4
Coding region: 12-542 (176 amino acids)
Biological process (GO): inflammatory response to antigenic stimulus; negative regulation of interleukin-1-mediated signaling pathway
Molecular function (GO): interleukin-1 receptor antagonist activity; cytokine activity; interleukin-1 receptor binding
Source: RefSeq, a predicted model, not a curated record